Messenger RNA from Sus scrofa (pig), 975 nucleotides. Its product is annotated as olfactory receptor 7A17-like. Lineage: Eukaryota; Metazoa; Chordata; Mammalia; Artiodactyla; Suidae. Gene Ontology annotation, cellular component: membrane. Gene Ontology annotation, biological process: G protein-coupled receptor signaling pathway. The record is from RefSeq and is a predicted model, not a curated record. Gene Ontology annotation, molecular function: olfactory receptor activity; G protein-coupled receptor activity.
AUGGAACCAGGGAACCGUACAGAAGUUGCGAAAUUUCUUCUUCUGGGACUUUCAGAGGAACCAGAACUACAGCCCCUCAUAUUUGAGUUUUUCCUCUCCAUGUACCUGAUCACGGUGUUUGGGAACCUGCUCAUCAUCGUGGCUGUCAGCUCAGACUCCCACCUCCACACACCCAUGUACUUUUUUCUCUCCAACCUGUCCUUUGUAGACAUCUGUUUCACCUCUACCACCGUCGCAAAGAUGCUGUGGAACAUUCAGAACAAGAGCAAAGCCAUAACUUUUGAUGGCUGCUUCACCCAGAUGUAUUUUUACAUACUCUUUGCAGGUUUAGAUGAUGUUCUCCUUAGUGUGAUGGCUUAUGACAGGUUUGUGGCCAUUUGCCACCCCCUGCACUACAUGGACAUAAUGAACCCUGGACUCUGUGGGCUCUUGGUUCUGCUGUCCUGUGUAAUGAUGGCCACGUAUUCCUUGUUACAUAGCUUAAUGGUAUUGCGAUUAUCCUUUUGUAUAGACUUGGAAAUCCCCCACUUUUUUUGUGAAAUCAAACAGCUGGUCCAACUUGCCUGUUCAGACACCUUUCUUAAUAACAUCAUGAUGCAUGUUGGAGCUGGACUUCUAGGUGGUAGCACCCUGACUGGUAUCCUUUACUCUUACUUUAAGAUAAUUUCCUCUAUAUGCAGAAUCUCAUCAGCUCAGGGGAAGCAUAAAGCCUUUUCCACCUGUGUAUCUCACCUCACUGUUGUCUCCUUAUUUUAUUGUACAAGCCUAGGAGUAUACCUCAGCUCUUCCACUACCCACAGCUCACAGUCAAGUGCAACAGCUUCAGUGAUGUACACUGUAGUCACACCCAUGUUGAACCCAUUCAUUUACAGUCUGAGGAACAGAGACAUGAAGAGGGCUCUGCAAAGGUUAUUUGGGAUGGAAAAGUUUACAAAAGGACACUUUGUCCUGAGGUUGAAUAAAUGCACAUCAUAG